UGGGCGUGUUCCGACCAGCCGUAAAGCGAAAAGCAGGAAGUAAUCCACUGUUUUGGUUUUGUCAUCUCAAAAGUGGUUAAAAACCUGUGUUCCUGUUUGGAUUUUCUACUUUCGGAGCGGGAUUUGAUCUAAAGUAACCGAGCCGAUCAACAAAACAAACAGUGAAGCCGUGAAGCUCAUGAUAUGAGUCGUAGUCGGAACCCCCCUCCUCCUCCUCGCGGUCAAGGAGCAGCCCGGGCCAAACAGAUGGGGCUGCUUCUUCACCUUUCCCCGGACGGAGGAAUGGAUGAUGGGGGAAACGAUGACGAGCUGGAGGCAGAGCUCCUCAGUCUGGUGGGAGGAGGUGGAAAAGGAGGGCGGCCACAGGGGAAGAAAGGAGACGGAAAAGCUCCUGUUCCCAUGGCUGAUAUUGAGAGAAUGGCAGCUCUUUGUAUGAAAGAUCCGGAUGAUGAUGAAACUGGGGAUGACAAUUUGGAGGAUGAUGAAGAUCUGCUGGCUGAAUUAAAUGAGGUUUUGGAGGAUGACGAGGAGGUUUCUCCAGCGCCAAUGCCUCCUGCUGUCACACCGAUUGCUCCUAAAGUAAACGUCACAAGCCAUCCUGCUCCUCCUGCUGCUCCCGGUGGUGCAUCCGGGUUGGAAUCGCGUCUUUUGGAGCGGAUUGAAAUGUAUCAAAAAGCCAUCUCUAAUGCCAAGGCUGCAGGCGAGACCAGCAAAGUUCGAAGAUAUGACCGAGGAUUGAAGACAUUACAGUCCAUGCUGACAUCUGUCAAGAAAGGGAAACCAAUCAACGAAGAGGAGAUUCCUCCACCUGUCGCUGUAGGAGGAGCUUCAAACGCCACGGCUGAGCCCAGCCCUGUGACGGAACGAGACCCACCGGGGCCAGCCUUGAUGCCCCCUGCUUCUUCAGCUCAGAAACCACAGAGGGAGGUUGCACCCACAGCUCCAAACACCAAGCCAACUAACCUGUGCCCUCCCCAAAAGCUGACUGCUGCCGGCACCCCAGAAACACCUGCGAUCUCUCCACUCACCCCCGUCCAGCCUGGUGCCCAGUACUCCGAGCUGAAACAGGCAGUGAUGUCGAGACAGAGGGAGUAUAAGAUGGCUGCCAUCCACGCCAAACAGAAUGGAGACGUCAACCUGGCUAAACAGCACUAUCUCACUGCCAAGAAGCUUGACUCGCUGCUGGAGGCUGUGGACCGAGGAGAAGCAGUAGUGCUGAGCUCAUUACCUCCUCCUCCUGGAGAUGUGGUAGAAAAAUGUUCUGCACCCGUUCCUCAGCAGGCUUCAUCCAAUCCUGCUGCUCCUGCUGCUCCUGCUGCUCCUGCACCCACAGCUCUUCCUGCUCCCACCAGUUUAGCCGAAGCCUUGAAGCAGAGGAUGGACAUUUACAAGCAAGCAGCCGAGGAAGCCAAAAGCAAAGGAGAUGAUCGAAAAGCUCGCAUGCACCAGCGCAUCAUGAAGCAAUAUCAGGAUGCCAUCAGAGCUCAUACCGCGGGCCGACCUGUCAGCCUGUCCGAUCUUCCGGUGCCACCUGGCUGCCCACCGCUUCAGGGCUCAGAGGGGAGUCAGCAGAACUUCAUGGGUGUUCUGGAAACGGCAAUGAAAAUAGCAAAUCAGGAUGCUGACGCAGAGGAUGAAGAGGAGGAAGGACAAAAAGAAGCUGCUAAGCCUGCAGUGCGUCCACCAGUCCAAAAGGCAAAGUCUCCAGCCCCCCAGCCCCCCCAGGCCCCUGGAGGAUCCUCAGCUCCAAAACUGGGACCCAAAGCUCAGCAGCAAGUCGAUUUCUUGUUGCUACGGCGACAGGCCUUCCUGCGUGCAGCGCUGCGAUCCAAACAGAUGAAGGACAUGGCAGGAGCAGCGCAGCACCUCAGACACGCUAAAGGACUGGACCCAAUGGUCACGGCUGCCAAGUCUGGCCUACCUGUUGACAUCACUAAGAUUCCGAGCGCUCCGGUGAGUGAGGAAGAUUAUUCCCUGGGUCGUUCCCGGACCUCUCCUGUCUCCCCUCGCUCCAGUGAAAAGUACCAUGGGCUCAUGGAUCUUCUACGAAAACAGCACGAGAAAUGUUUGAGCCUCUUGCAGCAGUUCACAUUAAUGGGCAACGUAACAGAAGCUUUGAAGUUUGAGAAGCUGGCUGAGGAGUGUAUAAAAUACAUAGAAAUACUGAAGAGUGCCUACGCUAAGGGCCACCCGGUCCCCAAAUGCCACACAGAGGAGAGAACCCUGAACUCUGUCAAGAUCCACUCCAGCCUGACGCCUAAUGACCUGCUGCUGUACAUCAUACGAGGCAUCAACCUGCCAGCUCCGUCAGGUGUCUCACCUAACGAUCUGGAUGCCAGUGUAAAAUUUGAGUUUCCUUUUCCCAGCUCGGAGGAGGCCCAGAGGGACAAAACCGGCACAGUAAAGAACACCAGCAGUCCAGAGUUUAAAGAGCAGUUCAAACUAAACAUCAACCGUAAUCACAGAGCCUUCAAACGGGUCGUUCAGUCCAAGGGCAUCAAGUUUGAAAUCGUCCACAAAGGGGGUCUGUUUAAGACUGAUAAAGUGGUGGGCACUGCUCAUCUGAAGCUGGAAGCUCUAGAAAAUCACUGUGACGUCAGAGAGAUCAUAGACGUGAUGGAUGGUCGUAAAGCUACAGGCGGGAAGCUGGAAGUGAGAGUGAAGAUCAGAGAGCCUCUUUCAGGCGCCGAUCUGCAGCCGGUGACAGAGAAGUGGCUGGUUCUGGAGCCGGUUUCAACUCCCCCUCCUCCAGAUAAACAAAAGGAGCGGGCUCCGUCUCCUCGAUCUAAACCCAGACAUGAAGUCAGUGGAAGAAGCAGUCAUCCCAACAACUCUUCUUCACAAUACAACCUCCACAGCUUCAGCCUCCUCAACUACGACAGAGAACGCUUCGAGAGGAAGAUCGCAGAUUACAGGAAGAAUCGGCAAGAUCCCCCAUCUGAUCUGAUCCAACAACACAAAGAGGUUACACACAGACUGCAGUGGCAGAAAGCACAGCUGGAACGAGCAUCUCCUGCUCUGCUGUCAGAUUACGAACAUGUGCUGCAGCGGCUCGUUCAAGGACUGUCCGAGUCCGUGAAAAAAUUCUCUAGCCAAGGCAACAGGGAUGCUGCUAAAGAUGCACUGGGCAGGUUGAAGAUGGUAGAAAGUGAGCUUGAGUCACUGAAAAGAAAACGCACGGGAUAAAAGAAGAACAAUGAAGCAGAGGCUUGGCUGGAGGACCGUUCUCUCUCGCUCGUACACACUCGCUCUCACACAGACGCUACAGUGGCUAACACAAAGCUCCUGUUUUAGUCCAAGACGGCUGCAUGACCCGGCCUGCUCACUCCUCACCUCUGCACCCCGUGUGCUGUCACCUCACCUGCCAUGGUCACUUUAUAAAACUGCAGCACGCAGAUAUUACAGAAAACAUUUAAAGGUAUGAAGAGCUGAAGACGAUGCAGACAUUUUUGCACUUGUACAAAAUACAAACACUACAGAAAUCUUAGUUUAAGCUGUUUUUUAAAAAAAAAUUUACAUUAAUCUUUUGGGAUUUAUUGGGGAAGAAAUCCAUUGAAAGAUUUUAGGUUUUACUUUUGACACCAGCUCUUUUGGUGACUAAAAAUGACCAAAAAUGUGUGUAUGUUGCAUGUGUGUGAGUACAUGUUCUUAAAUGUGUUUAACCGGUGAACUAAGGCGGUUUUAACUCUUUACAGAUAUUUUUUUGUGUGUGUGUAUGUGUGUGUAAUGAGCUUAAUCUAAUCUGUCUGCUCCAGUGUUCCCAGAUUACAGUAAUCUGCUUCAUUUGGAGUGUUGUGAUACGGGAAUAACAGAAGAAGAAAAAAAAGCAUAGCUUUGGGGUGCUAGAGCCUACAUCCCAUAAUGCGGGAUUAGUUUUAUGUCGCCAAGGAGCUGAGUAGAUCCAGACGUGGAGUCACUUUUCGGGGCUGUAAGGAGGCGUGUUCACACACAGCAGGUGUGUGAGCGCAGAUUGUUGCUGCUGCUUCAUCAUCGGCCAUUUUUCCGUCUCCUUCAUCGUUACUUCAGUUAUUUAUUUACACACAUUCAGAGAUUAUCCACUCUGUCCUGUGGAGAUGUCCAGCAGCAGCACACAGACGCAUCCGUCCACAACACGUCUCUGCAGUCUGAGUAAUUGCUAAUUUCCCUCUCAGACGUCCCUGCCAAAAACAUCUUCUCUGGAAUCGUUUUGGUGCUGGAGUCGAGCUACAAAAAUAAAAGUAGACAUCUUGAAACAACGCUAUUUAACACGUCACCUGUUAGUCUGACAACUUGAAAGCAGCUUCAUUUUUAGCCAGCCCGUUUAUAACAGAGUACUUUAUUUAAAAUUUCCUGUAAACUUGUGUAGCCUUCGGAUACUCUCUGGUUAUUCUAUUUAUAGUCAUGCAACGCUUCAUCAGAUAACUCUGUUUAAACUAAUCUGCCACCGUUGCAUAACAAGUAAUCCUAGUUUAGGUUGGACCUCACUACUGCAGAGGUUUUAUUAAUGUAAAACUUCUUUUCCUUAUUUCAGUUAAGACUGAUUUUUUUUAUAUUGAUAUUAGUAUUGUUAAAUAGACAGGAUAAUUGAAAAAUUUGCUUGGAAUAACAUGGAAUCGUGGUUUAAAAACUCCAGUGGUCUGAAAAGUUAAAUUUCUAUAGUUUCCUUUUGGUAAUGCUGUAAAGCAGGGGUGUCUCAGGUCUGGUCCUCGAGGGCCACUGUCCUGCAGGGUUUAGAUGUUUCUCUGCAUUGACACACCUGAUUUGAAUUAAUGAGCGAUUAACAGGCUUCUGCAGAAACUGAAGACCUGCUGAAGAUCAAGGAAAUAACUAAAUCUGCAGGGUAGUGGCUCUUGAAGACCAGGGUUGGGAACCUCUGCCUCUGGCCUUCAGAUCUAAUCUCUGUACUCUUGCAGUUACUGAUUUCUUUUAAUUUCUGAGCGUCGCUGAAGUGAAUUUGCAGGCUGUUAAAACUUGAUUUGGAGCAAAAUGAGUCCACUUUCCUGCCAGUCUUUGAUGCAUUAAUGCAGAAGUGCAGCUUAAAUGCUGAUUACUCUGAAAAGCUUUGCAUUAAGAGAGAUUUAAAUGACACAACUUUGAUAAAGAUGAAUGCAGACUUGAUGGAUUACAUAGUUUAUGCAGCUUUCAAAAAUCUUUUAGGUUUCUAUGCAUCAAAAAAAAUAAAAGGGAGUCCACCAGCUGCUUUUGAUGGUAGAAAAAAAUGUCAAUUAUUAAUUUUGUUUCUAAGUAGAUAUCCCUUCAAUUAUUAUAGCUAAUGCAUUUUUUCAACUGCCAUUAGCAACUAUUAUCACCACCUUUUUUUGCUUUAAGUUUGACAUUUUUUCUAGUGUUUGGCCUUCUCCAACAAGCAGACGUUAGGAUUUAAACGCAGACUGAUCAGGUUUUUGUUUGCAAAAGCAGCUGCUGUAAAGUGGGACUGCGCUCAGAAAGAGACUAAUUUGUCUGUCACAGAACAAAUGAAAAUUGGUAACAUUUUUAAGCAGUUUUAAUCCAGACACGAUUGAAAAAAGUCAUUUCAACAGACUUUUUACAGUUUUAUUAUUUGCCCAAACUAUAGACUGGAAACCACUAAAGCAUAGAAAAAUGAAAUGCUAACGGCAGCAUCUCACUCUGAGUCUUGUUAGUGAUUUAAAACUGCGAGGAAGUAGGCAGAUUUUCCAGCGCGGUGUCACUGAACGCUGAAUGUUUGCGACCAGGUGACCGGUGAGACGUGCCGCUGCCCUUUGUGAGGCCAGGGUUUGAAAAUCACAGCCUGUUUUUGUGUUCAUGGCUUGUAAAACUGUUGUGAGCAUCAAACCACAGCAGACAAAAUGACAGAGUUGGAAAAACUAACAGGAAAGUAUUUUUACUUGUUUGCAGAUUUGUUAUUUGGUCAUCAAUCACUUAGAGCUGGUUACUGAAAAUGUUUUGUUUUAUCAACGCUCCUGAAAGUACACACAUCAUAAAAUUUACAACCUUUGUAACUGGAUAAGUGUUUGCAUGAUUUAAAAUAUCACUACAAUAAAAAUCUGUCUAAGGUUUUCAGACAGACUAAUUAAGUCGGUGUAUUUUGGGGUUAAAACUAAGAAAAAGGAAAAAGGACAUAUUGUUAAAAUUUGUCCUCCUAGUGACCCACACUCCUCUGUUGCACUUACAACAUGUACACACACUCCUUCACACUUUUUUUAAUUGUUUUUUUCUGUCCUGUUCAAUGUCGUCAUACAAAAUGUUUAUCGUUGAAGUUUUGUUCAGCUGAAGUAAAUGUUUUCAUCUAUUGUUGAAUAAAUGACUUUUUAUAUCAGAAAAGUCAUGAAAGGGCAAUCGCUUCAGAUGUUUUUAUAUCCAGUAACUAAACAGCAUCGAAUGCUUUGUUUCUAUUUUUGAGUGCUGGUUCUGAUUUACGGACAAAGUGGGAAAAGUGAUGACCUGGUUCUUCAGGCCUCAAUGUAUGUGGUUGGUUUUAAUUCGAAUAAAAGGGUAACAAAAA
Molecule: messenger RNA, 6463 nt
Organism: Austrofundulus limnaeus
Lineage: Eukaryota; Metazoa; Chordata; Actinopteri; Cyprinodontiformes; Rivulidae
Gene: cc2d1a
Product: coiled-coil and C2 domain containing 1A
Exons: 28
Coding region: 184-3186 (1000 amino acids)
Molecular function (GO): DNA-binding transcription repressor activity, RNA polymerase II-specific
Source: RefSeq, a predicted model, not a curated record